Molecule: messenger RNA, 2565 nt
Organism: Lodderomyces theae
Lineage: Eukaryota; Fungi; Ascomycota; Pichiomycetes; Serinales; Debaryomycetaceae
Exons: 1
Coding region: 1-2565 (854 amino acids)
Cellular component (GO): mitochondrial inner membrane
Molecular function (GO): nucleic acid binding
Source: RefSeq, a predicted model, not a curated record
AUGUUGAGAUUAUCAAGGAUUAGUCCAUUACAGGUCAUCAGUGUCAAACGCACGCCACCAGUACUCUUGCAAACCUACAGGCACUAUGCCACCGAUAUAGAGGAUUUGAAAAAACAAUCAGACUCAACGGAAACCGACAAUUCAGUAUCAGCGACAGGUGUCAUUGACAAACGGAGCAACGAAGUAUUGCUAUAUUAUUCAUUUGCCACAUCUCGCAACUUCGUCAAGUCAUACCUCUCGCGGCUUGCAUUGUUUGCUCCACGCUACUCUGACGAGCAGGUCAAGAAAAGAGUGGAACAGCUUUCGUCUCCCUUGCCGCAAGGGUCGUUGUUGACAGAAGUUGUGGCCUUGGCAAGAGACUCGGGUGCAUUUGUAAAGUAUCAGUUCCCACAAGAUGAAACCGCUAAGCAGUUUAUUACUCAAAUUAGAAACAAUGUUGCCGUGAAUGAAAAGGAACUGGAGAAUGUUGUUUCUCGAGUGUUUGAUUAUAUAACUGACAGAGCACCCAAAGUGUACAGCGUGAAAGGUGUUCCUUGGAUAGAGGACUUGAAGAGGUUCCCAAGUCCUAAGUUGGCAGUAAAAUUUGAGGGAGAUCCGUUGACGGAGGAGGAGUUGUACGUUUUGUUUAGGAGAUAUGGGCUCAUUGACGAUAUCAAAGCUGACCCAAACGAGUCAAUAGUCCUUUUCCACAAUAUUCGAGCAGCAACAUGCGCCAAGCAUUGUAUUACGGGGAUGCUGUUGAAUAAUGGUAACACUACAAUCCAUAUCCAAUUUGCACCAAUAAAGAGAAAGAACUAUUUGGUUGAUUUCAUUUCCAACCAUACCAAAAUAGCAAUUCCGAUUCUUUUGGCACUUCUUGCAGGGUUUGCAGUGAUGGUGUUUGAUCCAAUAAGAGAAUGGUGUAUUGAGUACAAGAUUACGCAUAGCAGACAUUCGUUUGAUUACUUUAAACAAAACAAGGCUUUCCAAUUACUUUAUAUCCCAUACAGGGCAUUGGCGAAUUUGGUAUCAAGUAGUUAUGAUUACAUCGAUACUCAAAUUCAUGAAGUCGUUGGUGACAAAGAUUGCGAUACUCUGGAUAGUCAGUCUAUGGAUGAGAUUAAAAAAGAGAGUAACAUGUUUUGGCAAGAGAGAUUUGAAAAGUCAAAACAAUUGAAAUUGUGGAUCUUGGAGAACUUGAACAGUUUUAUCAUUGUUAAAGGUCCUCAAGGGUCAGGUAAAGAAGAGUUUGUGUUGGAUCAUACCUUGGCUUCAGAUGAUCGAUUAAAUAGCAAGGUCUUGGUGAUUGAGUGUGACAAAUUGAGCAAAGCUAGAUCAGAAAACACAUUAAUUGGGAGUACUGCUUCUCAAUUGGGAUACUUUCCUGUUUUUACAUGGACGAAUUCGAUUUCACAAUUUGUUGAUUUGGGUGUACAAGGUUUAACGGGUCAGAAAUCUGGAUUUAGUGAAAGCAAAGAAACUCAGAUUAAAAACAUGUUUUCAUUGGCUACCCAAUCCAUCAGGCAUAUAUGUGAAUCGGAUUAUCAGAAAUAUGCAAAGAGUGUUGACAGGAAGAACAAGCGGUUAAAGGAUGAGGAUAAGAUUGAAAUCUUAAGGCAAGAGGAUUUCUUAGCACAGCAUCCAGAGUCCAAGCCAAUUAUUGUGAUCAACAAGUUCUCGAGAAGAGCAGAUGUUCACCUGAAUGAUUUCAUAUACCCCUUGAUUGCUGAAUGGGCUUCGGGGUUAAUUCAAAACAAUAUUGCUCAUGUGAUCUUUUUGACGGCUGAUGUUGGUUCAGUACAGCAUUUGAAUGAAGCUUUACCUAAUCAAGUGUUCAAGGAUCUCUCCUUGAGUGAUGCAUCCAUGAUGAGCUCGAAACAGUAUGUAUGUGAUGUGCUCAAUGUUAAGGGUACUUCCACGUUAAGUGAAUGUUUGGAGCCAUUAGGUGGAAGGAUGUUGGAUUUGCAAGCAUUUAUACGUCGAGUUAAGUCCGGCGAGGACCCAAGCAAUGCCGUGACGGAGAUGAUUACGCAGGCAGCUGAAUUGAUUACUACAUUUUUUUUGAGUAGCCAGAAAAUCGAUAAUGGGGACAACAACUGGAAUUCUGCCCAAGUAUGGUUAAUCAUGAAAUUAUUACUGAAGAAAGAAGUCAUUUCUUAUGACGAUUUGAUUAAACUGCCCUUGUUCAAAUCAUCUAAGCAAACAAUGGACACAUUAUCAACGUUGGAGAAAUUUGAUUUGAUUUCGUUGAAACGUGACAAGGGAGUGUUGAACAAGAUAACCACCGGUAGGCCAUUAUUCAAAGCUGCUUUUAGCAAUAUAAUUGGCGAUUUAAGGAUUUGGAAAUUGUACGAAACUGACUAUUUAACCAACUUGAUCAAUUUGGAAGUGGGUAAAAUUAAUAAAUUGGAGUCGGAGUUGAGCGGAAUCUACAAAAUUGGAAACAGAUUGGAUGGUCGUAUUGAUUAUUUGUCGAAAAAGAUUGAAGCUUCAAAUAAGAAGAUUGUUGAUUAUGAAAAGGAGAUUGCUGAUAUUGCCUCCUACAAUGGUGACUCCAAGUCCCAUUCGUUCUUGGGCAUCUUCUAG